Messenger RNA from Paramuricea clavata, 381 nucleotides. The record is from the annotation of a GenBank genome assembly. Lineage: Eukaryota; Metazoa; Cnidaria; Anthozoa; Malacalcyonacea; Plexauridae.
AUGGUUACCUCGUGUAAAACACCCCUUCUUGGAUCUUUCGAACAGAGUUUUGCAAAAUCUAAUGCGUUAAAAUCAAACUACAGUGAGAGAAUGACAGACCAUCGUGAAAGGACGGCUGGCAACCGUGGAACAACCGUAGACUAUUGGAACAAUACGGAAAACAAUCGUGAAAUGACCGUAAACAAUUGUCAACAAAUCGCGGAGGAGAGCUUCGAUGAAUCGAACGAUUAUCGUUCGAGAGCAACAAGUUCGUCAGAAUAUUCUGUCUCGAGUAAUAGUAGUAUAAAAAGCUUGGAGGAACUACUAUCAGACUUAAUGAAUACUGAUAUAUAUUAUGGAUCCUAUAUUCACACCGCUAUUGAAAAUAUCAAUUUUAUAUAA